AUGGAGAAAAAUAUCAUGUCGAAAGUAACGUUCAAGAUUACCUUGACUUCAGACCCAAAACUCCCUUUCAAAGUGCUCAGCGUACCCGAGGCAACACCAUUCACAGCGGUACUGAAGUUCGCCGCGGAGGAGUUCCGAGUCGAGCCGGCCACCAGUGCCAUCAUCACUGACGAUGGUAUCGGAAUCAACCCUCAGCAGACCGCAGGUAAUGUUUUCUUGAAACACGGAUCAGAGUUGAGGUUAAUCCCACGGGACCGAGUUGGCACUGCCUCCACUUAA
Parnassius apollo (apollo) is the source of this 279-nucleotide messenger RNA. The record is from the annotation of a GenBank genome assembly. NCBI's taxonomy places the organism in Eukaryota, Metazoa, Arthropoda, Insecta, Lepidoptera, Papilionidae.